Molecule: messenger RNA, 1908 nt
Organism: Babesia sp. Xinjiang
Lineage: Eukaryota; Apicomplexa; Aconoidasida; Piroplasmida; Babesiidae
Exons: 2
Coding region: 1-1908 (635 amino acids)
Source: RefSeq, a predicted model, not a curated record
AUGGCAUCCACAGCUUCGGAGGUCCCCGCUGCACACCUUGACAAGGAUGAACCGUGCGAUAUGGAUAAUAUUAGCAAUGCAUCGCAGUCACCUAUUGUGUUUAUGAAGCACACUGAUGAACCUGCAUAUGUUACGAGGCAUACAGGUCAGGAUUUAGAUAGACGUGAGACGCACGUUCAAGAACCUGCAUUACGACGUAGAACUUCAUCAACACAGUGUUAUAUACCAAGUGGACUUGUUAGUGAACUUUUCAAACCACUUUGGAUUGCAGUAUACAGACCUAAACUAUUACAGAAAAGGACCAUCGCUGGAGCCGAUAUUGAAAGGAUCUGUAUAGCAUUACUGACAGCUGCGAAAACUGAUGAACGCCCAUUUCCCACGGUAGGAUGUCAUAUAAAAGGACUUUGUGUCAUAUUAGCGCAAAAAAUUACGCUACUACUUGAUGAUGCUAACAUUCUCAGCAAGAAAUUGAUGAUAUCGACAACAGUGCCAGGUACUACCAGGCGUGCUAAGGUACGUAAGGGGUAUGUUGAGUCGGAUGAUGAUUACGAGAUGCCUAAACGAAAACGUACAUCCGCUAAGUCACGAAAAGCUAAAAAAAGAAUGUUAGCACUGGAGGAUUAUUAUGAAGAGGGCUAUGGCCAACGCAAUGGUGAACGCCCAGUUACCAACGGUGACGGUAGUGAGCUGGAUGAGAAUCUCGGUAACCAAGAUAGUGAUUACAUGCCGGUGGAACAGAUCGAGGUACUUCAGUUGAUGAAUUUCGGGAUUGGGAUGGGUGUAGGUACGGAUAUCGCUUUCUAUUCGUCAAGCAGCGCAAACCGUGAACAUGGUAUCAGCUAUCAUAAUUUUGAACAUGGGAUGGUUGAUAGACAGCCAAUGUCAUUAGAGGAUCUACGACACAAUAGGGAAACUAUACGUCCAGAUUCAUUCUUGGAUCUCCAAUCAUUAAGUUCGCCAUUCAAACUCAACGGCUAUUCAUUCACUCCCCAAACUAGGGUUAGCCAAGAGCUGUCGGAUGCAGCAACUACCAUCGCAAGUACUGAACUUAGCCUGCAAUCAGAUAGUGUAAUGCUUAGUACACCAGAAUCUGGGAAGUAUGAUCUGGAUUGGGACAUAUACAAUGAUGCAUUAAGGGAUAUUGAAGAACAUGUCAUGAGUGAAGAUCGUACCGGAUCGGAAUUGGUGCCAAGCAAUACCAAGGAUCGCCGCCGCAUGGUUCUGGAAUAUACAGAACCUGACGGUAAGGCUGUGCAUUUGGUUAAAUCAAAACGUGUCGCAAGAUAUGAUACGAAAGUUACUAGCACCAAUAACAAAACUCCCAAGAAAGUUAAACUGCCUAAGGAACAAACCACUAUUGAUACUUUCACAGUAUCACCACAGGCCAUAUGUGAUAAAACGCAAUGGUUCAAUUCGGCAAUCGACUCAUUAGUCAAAUCUGUCAUCGGUCACAUGCCAGACGGUAACGAGCCUUCAAAUAAUGCAGAAUCUGACAAAGCCAAGGUAAACGGCGGUCAGAAACGUGUCAAACCCGCAGUGGAACUGCCAUCCACCAAGCAGGGUGAUAAGUGGUUUAAAAGGGUCGAGCGUGAGGUUGCUAAAUCUAAACAUCACAAAUCCACUGUAAACGUAUUCGACAAUGAAACUGUGAGUACUGUACAAGUCAUCGAGGGUUAUCGUAAAUGCGUCCGUGACCGUCAGAAUGCGGCAGAACCAAUCGAGCUCGCUGCUUUGCUUAAAGGCAGGUCCAAGGAGAACGCUGCAUUGAUAUUCUAUCGCACACUGGUGCUCGCAAACGCCGAUUUUAUAGCUCUAUCACAAGAAGACAGACCGGGGGCACAAAUCGCAGUAACGCCAGCACGCCGGUUCUGGGAACCCAUCCAUACAUGUCGAGAUUUGAAGGUAUAG